GUCAGCCUCUGGAAAGUGCGUCGGCCGCUGCAGCUGUAACGGGGAGGAGUCUUUGAGUCAUAUUUAUUAAUAAUCUUCACACAUGCUGCGCCUUUCAUGUUAUUUUUAGCCGAUUUCAGGAUUCGCUUUCUGUUUUGAUGAUGACAAAUGUUUAUUGGGGGCGGGUUAUUAUUAAUGUUUGGGAUUAAAAAGGUUUUUAUUUAAAAUAAGAGAACCAAUGCUUUAGAUAUUCGCCUUUUAAAACUCCUGCCAACACCACAGGCGGAUGGAGCUAACUUUUCUACAGUUUUUUUUUAAAAGAGACAAAAUCCCAAUUUUAAAACUGGCUUGUUUUGUAAAGGUAAUUGUUCCAUUUCUCCGAGGUGGACAGAUGCCUGUGGAGUUGCUGUGAGUUUCCGCAGUGUUGAACGGGGCAGGGCAGCGCAGCGCAGCGUUCAUACCAACGUGGUGAAAGGUCCAUCCUGCGGGUUCAUUCUUUCAGACUGACAUGGAAAAUCCCAAUCAAGGCGAUGGCUGCAGACGGUCGCGUAUUUGAGGACCAUUUGUAGAUUGAGUGCUUUGAAUGCUUAAUUACAAACCUAAGAGUUGCUGCAUUAUAAUUUGCAAUGAAUGACUAGUUGCUGCAGGCAAAGGGAGGGGAAAACAGAGAUCCACCGCUUCAACGUAAAGUUUGGACUUAUUCAAUGACGGUGAUAUACUUGUUGUGCCUAUUAAAUUUUUGGCCCGCUGUUGAUUGCCUUGGAGGAAGACGGAGCGUGUCAACAGUGACGUUAUUCUACAGAAAAGGAAAGAAAAAAUCGCAACUCGAUCCACACAAAAUGUGACAACCCCUCCUCUACAUGCAUGUGAGCUUGGUUUUUUUGGGUGCCUUGCAUCGAAGAAUCCCAACGACAUAAACUCGCCCAGUGCUGAGGCUGUUCCUUAAUCAUGAUGUUUCGAGAUCAAGUCGGCGUUCUUGCAGGAUGGUUUAAAGGGUGGAAUGAAUGUGAACAAACUGUAGCUUUGUUGUCUCUGUUGAAACGAGUGAGCCGGACACAGGCUCGUUUCCUUCAGAUUUGUCUAGAGCAUUCUUUGUCCGAUUGCACCGAGCUUCAUAUUCUCGAGGGAGAGGCAAAUGAUCCCGCAUUCAUUAACCAAUGGCAUCAAGAAUCCAAGGACAAGGUGGUGAUGCUUUUGCUGACCCAUCUCCCAUUAUUGAAGCCAGGAAAUAUUGAGGCAAAAAUAGAAUACAUGAAGCUUUUACCUAAGAUCCUGGCUCAUUCAAUUGAGAACAAUCAGCAUAUAGAGGAAAGCAGACAACUCUUAUCCUAUGCUUUGAUCCAUCCAGCCACCUCAUUGGAGGACAGAAAUGCACUAGCCAUGUGGCUCAACCAUUUAGAGGACCGCACCUCUAACUAUGGAAACCAGACCAGAGGACGUCCAGAUUCGAUGGAUUUUGGGCAAACUCUUUAUUAUCACCAAAGACAGAACUCUGAUGACAAGCUCAAUGGUUGGCAGAGUCUACGUGAUUCUGGGAUCUGUGUGUCUGCUUCUAACUGGCCAGAUAAGAACCAGGCUUGUGAAAAUGGACAUUUGCCACUUUAUUCUUCUACAUCUGUACCUACAACAAUUAACACUAUUGGAACUAGCACAACCACAAUUCUCUCAGGCCAGACACACCACAGCCCUCUGAAGCGUUCAGUAUCUCUUACCCCUCCAAUCAAUGUGCCAAAUCAGCCUCUAGGUCAUGGAUGGAUGUCCCAUGAAGACCUGCGAGCAAGGGGACCUCAGUGUAUCCCAUCAGACCAUGCUCCCCUCUCCCCACAGAGCAGUGUUGCUUCCUCGGGUAGUGGUGGAAGUGAGCAUCUUGAAGAUCAAGCAGUGACACGUAAUACAUUCCAAGAGGAGGGCAGUGGCAUGAAAGAUGUUCCAGCAUGGCUUAAAAGUUUGCGUCUACAUAAGUAUGCAGCUCUAUUCUCUCAACUAACAUAUGAAGAAAUGAUGGCGCUUACAGAAGUACAGUUAGAAGCGCAGCAUGUUACCAAAGGUGCAAGACACAAAAUUGUCCUCAGCAUACAAAAGCUGAAGGAGAGACAGAAUGUGCUCAGAUCAUUGGAAAAGGACAUUCUUGAAGGUGGUAAUCUGCGUAAUGCACUCCAGGAGCUGCACCAAAUGAUUCUUACCCCUAUCAAAGCUUACAAUUUCUCUCAUACCCAAAACUCUAGUGAACAAAACCAAGACUUGAAUUCUCAGUCCUCUUUAAUGAAUUCAGACAACACCUUGGGAAGUGGACUACCUGAUGCGAAGGAUUCUGCUGCUGGGGGCAUUCAGCAACAAAAUGUGACAGGGUGUGAGGGUGAGUCGGGAGGUGCUACUGUUCCAGAAGGAGAUCUGCCUGGACAGUUUACAAGAGUCAUGGGCAAAGUGUGUACACAGCUGCUAGUAUCCAGACCUGAUGAAGAGAACAUUAGCUCUUAUCUGCAGCUCAUUGACAAAAGUGUAGGCCAUGAGGCUUUUACAGAGACACAGAAAAAGAGAUUGUUGUCGUGGAAGCAACAGGUUCAGAAACUCUUUAGGUCUUUCCCCCGGAAAUCCCUCCUGGAUAUGCCAAGUUAUCGACAGCAGAGAAGCUGGGGUUUUAGUCAAUCCAACUCCUUACCAGCAGCCGGAUCUGUGGGUGGAGGAGUGGGUAGACGAACCCAACGCCAAUUUCAGAUGCCUCCUCGAAAUAUGCCUACUGCUCGAUUGGGUCUUAUGGGCCACAGUGGACUUAUGGGUGCCCCACAGCGUAGUGCAGCCAGCAAUCCUGCCAUAUUAAAACAAGGAAGACAGAAUCUGUGGUUUGCUAACCCUGGAGGCAGUAACAGCAUGCCAAGCCGAACCCAUAGUUCAGUACAGCGUACCCGCUCUCUGCCUGUCCACACAUCACCACAAACUAUGCUAAUGUUCCAGCAGCAAGAGUUCCAAGUGCCAGUAACAGAACCAGAUAUAAACAACAGACUGGAAUCAUUGUGCCUCAGCAUGACUGAACAUGCCCUGGGUGAUGGCGUUGACAGAACCUCAACAAUCUAGAAGGUUGAACGACAUCAUUGGUGCUGGCUCUGAACCACAAAAGUAGCUGCAGGUUCAGACCGCAGUUCACAAGUUCCAGUCCCAUGCAGUGGACAGGGUCAAGUAAUGUCUUGUGUUAUAUUUCUGCAAGGUGUAAUGAGCGUAUUUUUGUGCAAGAGUCUAGAUUGUUAUGUAUCAUCAAAAUCUGAAGUAUAGUCAGGUUGAUCAAAAGUAGUUCUGUCCACGAAAAGGAUUUCAGAGUGAGACCCCCUGGAUGCCUAAAAUUGAAGAGCCAUAAAUUAAGUAAAAAGAGUAGUUGGUGUUGGUAUGGCAAGUGAAGGGUAAAAUACCGUUUGUCGUGAGGAGAGAAGAGUUGAAGUUGAAGCAAUGCAACAAUGGUUGGUUACAUUUUCUUGAAGCUCUUUUAAAAAUUCUAUAAAACUAUACUAUAAAUUUGCGACCAAAAGAGGGAGAAACUACAUAUAUGAUGUCUUUCAUAUUCAUUGCAUCUGAUUGGGGUCAUUGAUCUCUUUUCAGCAUUUAAGUAUGCUAUGAAGGGGAAUUUUAAAUGUAACUAAAAUAAAUUUGUAUAUUGUUUACAUAACCAUAAAGGGUACAUAAACAUUUUCAGGUAUGCCAUUAUGAUUUGUAUUGUUAAAGCAUUUUAGUUUUCCCUUCUGCGAUAGCAGCAGGUUUGCUUCUUUUGGUUAGCAGCAGAAAGCCAUGCAUCGACAGGAUAUUUGGUCAUUUUGAAGGAAAUUGUAAAUAUAGGUGCUAGUCCUAAAUAGGUACAGAUGUUAAAACUGAUAAUGAGGGAUGGUUUUGGAAUGUUGUUAAAUGCAGGAGACGUGUGUAGUAUGGUGAGAGUUAAAGUUAAUCAGCCUUGCAAUUUGUAUAACUGUCAGUGAGUAUGCUGCUUGUUCUGGUUUUACUUUAUAUUGUUUGUACCAAUCCAAAAAGCUCUAAGUCAACAGUUAAAGCAAAGUUGAUACAGAUUACAAGUUAUUAGAUCCUGAAUGUUUUUCCUGUCCCUUCCACCAAGUACUUACCCAAAAUAAAAAAAAUUCAAAUAUAUGUAAUCUAGAGCUUCAGCAGCAGAGUGAGAGAGACAGUCUAAUGUAACAAUUAGUAUAUCCGAUAAAGAAAAAAGGCAAGAGCUGAGAAACAGCAGGAAGAUAAUGGGGUGAAAUUGAAUAUACAUGGAUAUAGUGUUGUCAGAAACAGAGUUGGAAAUGCAGUAUUAUAAAAAAAAUUGGUGAAUAAAGUAUUAAACUAUAUACAUAAUGUUUAUACCGUGAAUACAGCUUCAGAAAAGGUAAUGUAACUGCAUUCACAUCAUCAAAUACUGUUUAACAAGAGUCCUAAAAGGUAUUUACAAAUCAGAAUUAAUAUUUAUUCCUCCACUGAUUUAUAGAUGCAAAGGUUAUCUAUUAAUUAGAUGUAUUAUUUUAGAUAUGUAUUAACUUGCUAUGGCUGGUAACCAUGAGUAUGUUUCAAAAUAUUAACAUCCAUUUAGUUAUUUUUUUUAAUAUUGCUUAUUACUAUUGACAAGGUAUAGGUUAAGUAUUUACAUAGCAACAAAUGUUUGUUUUGCUAAGUGCUGUCUGGUGAAUUAAUUUUAAUAUGUGGCUUCUGUCUUGAGAACAUUGAUGCCAUUCUCCUCUUCUGUUGAGUCCUGUAUUGACUGCAGGUGUAGAGCUUGAUUAAUACUAUCCUAUGUAAAAUGAAUUAUUUAUGAAAUGAUGAUUGCAUGCAUAUAAGGCUGUGAAGUCAAAUAUCUAGAAAUAAAGCGGCAGUGCCUUUCCUUUUGUAUCUUACACCUAUCCCAAGUGUUAACUGUUUUAUACAGAGCAAAGUAGCACCAUCAAUUCAAAAACAAAGGUGACAAGACAUAUUCUUGAUAUUUAUAGUCUUUGUCUUUGUUUUGUUAACUGUCGUGCACACAGGAUAUCUCUGCAAGCCCAGAACAAAGCCUGGCCUCGUAACUGUUUGAAGUGCUUAACUACUUCUUGACAUUGAAAAACUGAAAAAAAAGCCUCCCAAAACAUGUAUCCUACUAUACUUGUGUUGAAAAUUGAGGUUUUGUGUAAUUUCUGCCAGGCUGCUGUGAUGCCUUUAAAGAGAUAAUAGCUAGAAUGCGAGACACACAAUAGUCAAGAUAUUUUAAAAAAUGCUGUGUGUUUGCAAAGGCAGGUCUUGCAACAGAUGUGUGUGCACUAUAUAUAAAACACUAAAUAAAAGAAUUAAAUUGUUUUGUACAAGUCAUCAAAAUUUCGUAUGGUGGCUUUUAUUUUUUGUAUUUCUUUAUCUCGAUUCAGAAAAUAAUGAAUGUUUAUUCCUCUGGGAGGAAUAGGAAGCAACAGCAAUGCUAACAGUAAUGACCUGGAUACUUCCUCCCUUUUUUUAUUAUACUAUACCCUAUAUAUUUAUGAACAGUUUUGUUGGAGUUCAAUAUAGAAUCUUACCUCUCUUUGCAAUAUACAGAUCCAUAUUGCUUUCUUUCCUUUGCAUGUCAAGUAGAGGCAAUCCCUCGUUGUAAAUGCAUGCAUGUUUAUGUUCCUGUUGCCUUGUACAAAGAAGGUAGUGUACAAGAAGUAUGUUUCUUGCAUAGUUAUUGCUGCACAUAAGUGCAUAUUUUUACAGUUUGUCACCUUAUGGAAAAAGCACGUUUGUUACAUGUUAAAGCUUUAUGACAAACACUAAUAUGUUUUACUUGCUGUUCUUUGCAAGUGUAUAGUUUUCAAAUGUUCUUGUUUAAAGUUACCAAUGAAUUACUUGUGACUUAAACAACAAACUUGCUACAAUGUAUUUAUUACUCCCAUUCUUGUCACUUAAUUAAAAUGAUGGUUAUUUCAUAUCAGCAUUAUAUUGAAAGUGAAGGGAGACGAUUAAUACAAGUUUUUGUAA
This is a messenger RNA of Chiloscyllium plagiosum (whitespotted bambooshark), 5937 nucleotides long. The record is from RefSeq and is a predicted model, not a curated record. Lineage: Eukaryota; Metazoa; Chordata; Chondrichthyes; Orectolobiformes; Hemiscylliidae.